AUGGCUUCCGCACAGAGCAACCAAUGUGCUCAUUGGGCCCAACAAAUUUAUGGCAUCUCCUACAAACCUGCCACUACCGACACGCUACGCUCUGAGAUCGAGGACCUCGUUGGCGGCAAGUAUCUGCACGAAUUUUCAAAAUGGAGGCACUUGGCACAGCAAACCUGUGGCCAAUCCUACGGGCUACACUCCGAUAUCGAGUACCUAGUUGCCAAGAAGUACCUCGCGCAAGUAGGCACAACAGAGCAGCCUCCAAGCACUAGCAACUCCUCCAACAACAUCUCUAUCCUUAUGGAAGAGUUUCAGCAUUCAGAAACCACCCAGAAGACCACCCUUGAGCACGCAGCACCAACCGAAACAGCCUCCGCUGAGUCUACCGCAAACACCGAGCGAGAUCUCCCUGGUUCUGCAACAACCAUCGAGAGGGUCUCCCGGAACGCCACAGAAGCAACCACCUACAAGAAAGACUCCGAGGGACCAAGUCUGGAGGUUGAUGAGAGGAUCUGGUACCCGGACCUCACCGCCGUCGACAAAUGGGUCAGGUCCCUCCCUCCUCGGGAUCAGCUCGAGUACCUCGUCAAGAUCAAGAUCAAGAACUUCCGUGACAAGCUCGAUGUGCAAAUACCACUUGGCUGCCGGUUGUGGGAAAUUGACAGGGAUGAGGAUGGACGGCGUCUGAAGUACUUCCAAAAGCACGGCAGGCAGGCCUUUUUUGACCAGUACAUUGACAGCGAUUACGUAGGGCCUGUUGAGUUCCUCUACAUCGAUCCCAAGGAAUCAGAUGAGCUCAAAAAGCGGAUGGCGAACUUCUGGAAACCUGGAAAACGCAAUAUGGGUGGGAAUGGAAGACACAUGAUGUAA
Molecule: messenger RNA, 861 nt
Organism: Diaporthe amygdali
Lineage: Eukaryota; Fungi; Ascomycota; Sordariomycetes; Diaporthales; Diaporthaceae
Exons: 1
Coding region: 1-861 (286 amino acids)
Source: RefSeq, a predicted model, not a curated record